Molecule: messenger RNA, 1217 nt
Organism: Dreissena polymorpha
Lineage: Eukaryota; Metazoa; Mollusca; Bivalvia; Myida; Dreissenidae
Exons: 7
Coding region: 97-837 (246 amino acids)
Source: RefSeq, a predicted model, not a curated record
AAUCAUCUGUGAAUGAAAUUUCUAUAAAAAGGGUUGCAGAAUUAAAGCAGAUUCAAACCGACAAAAGACUUUCGAAACAACGCAGAAGACUUACAGAUGAAACUCACACUAGGUAUGGAGGAGGCAAAGACCAGCUAUCCAGUGACCAUCUCACAACCAGGGGAUUUGCAGAAAGGCAAACCGAAGUUCGUACGAAAUGUUGCGAUUGCCUUCAUCGGAUUUGUGUUAGUGGCAGUCGUCAUUGUGGUGGCCGUGUACUUUGGCAUCAGGCUUACUAAGGAUACGUACCAGGAGGCGUGGCACACUUUCCGAGACAAAGAAGGUCAUUACAUGGAGGAGAAAGUGAACAAGACCAAGGACAUGACCGAGAUACACGUUCCCAACAGCGUCCAUGUCAUCUAUGACUACGUUAACGGAAUAUCAGUUGAGCGUUUCACUGACGUCCAGACAAAGAUACGGGGACCGUGCUAUGUCCGAUUCCUCAAUAGCAGCAAGACCAACAUCUCCCCCGACACUGACCAGACAACAGAUGAUGCUGGCCCCUAUGACAACAAGGUGGAAUCGCAACACUGGAAGUUAACAGACCGGAAAGUGCCAUCUUAUCUGACGUCAGCACCACGUGUCCAGGAAAUGUGCAAGGACACUGACAUCUUCUGGAUGGAGGAAGUGCCAGAGUCGUCAAUACAGAAGAGGCAGGCAUCAGGUUAUCAAUGUAACCUGAUCAUCUACAGGACAUUUACCUACAAUUGGGUUAGAUACCUGUAUAAGGAAUGGGUGUGCUAUUUAUACGGGAGAUAUGCAUUCAACUACUGGGAGCUAUGGAGAAUAUCAGCGUAAGCAAAUCAGUGACGCAACAAAUGACAAAAGGUCACCUUGAACGUGUUAUGAAUAGACCUGGAGAAGACCUUCCCUUCUCUAUAUCAAUUGCUUAGAAUCAUAUGUGCACUAUGAGUUCAACGAACACCGUUUUGAAAUGUAUAUAACAUUCCCAAGACUUUUGUCUCUAUAUCCAUUUAACUGUAUUGAUUAAAAUGUCUUUUUAAUUUUCAGCCUCAUCUUGAAGUAAACUUAAACAAUAAAUCUUUAAUAAACUUGCAUGGGUAUUACGGAUCAUGAUUACACCUGUACCUUUAUUUGUGUAUUUGUAUUUCUACCGAGAUGUACAUAAUAAUUAUUAUGUUUCCAUAUAUCUUUUUUUAAUAAACCUGUAGCUAUAA